This is a messenger RNA of Carica papaya (papaya), 1635 nucleotides long. Its product is annotated as Lung seven transmembrane receptor family protein. Lineage: Eukaryota; Viridiplantae; Streptophyta; Magnoliopsida; Brassicales; Caricaceae. Gene Ontology annotation, cellular component: membrane; Golgi apparatus. Gene Ontology annotation, biological process: transport. The record is from RefSeq and is a predicted model, not a curated record.
AGACUUUACCAAUUUUCUUAUACUCAUUGAAACAGAGAGAGACCAGGACGAGAUUCGAACGAGAAAAUGAAUAUGCGACGGAGAGGGUUUUGGUCGGAUAAACAAUGGGCAGCAUUUUUGGUGAUGAUUAUGUGGAUAUGCAACACAAUUACAGGCGUUUAUGGUUCGAUUCACGAGUACAGGAGGGAAGCGUUCAGCCCACGCUCUAAUGCUCACUUCUUCCAUGGCGGCAGUGAAGGUCUUUAUGCUUCCAAGCGUCACUAUUCCAAUGAUUCUCCUGAAAACGCCUUCAAGGGAAAGUCUUUUAUUAGGUUUGAUGAUGUCACCUUUGUGAGGACAAAAGAGUCUGCUAGUAGGCAGAAUGACAUGCAGACCAACACUGGAUUGGUGGAGGCAAUUAUUCUUGAAGUGAAAGACAGGGAUAGGAUUGGGGGUUCAUAUUUAAAAUCUGAUGUUAUAUGCUGCAACCGUAGUCUUGCUGAUGAGACAUCCUGCAAGUUGGGAGAGGUUAUUAUUCAUAGAAACCAAGACAACCCUGACUGGCCUAAGCGCAUCAGAACCUUUUUUGAAGGGAAUAAGGAAGAAGUCAAAAUGCAUCCUGAAGUUGUUGAAAUAAAUAACACCGGAAUGUACUACCUUUAUUUCAUGUUUUGCGAUCCACAACUCAGUGGUACUUUGAUCAAAGGGAAGACUGUGUGGAAGAACCCAGAUGGUUAUUUACCUGGAAAGAUGGCUCCUUUGAUGACAUUCUUUGGGUUCAUGUCUUUUGCUUACCUUGUGCUUGGCUUAGUCUGGUUUCUAAGGUUUGUUCAGUUCUGGAAGGCUAUAAUACAGUUGCACUACCACAUCACUGUAGUAAUUGCACUUGGAAUGUGUGAAAUGGCAAUUCGAUACUUUGAAUAUGCUAAUUUCAAUUCCACUGGAAGCAGACCUAUGGAUAUUACAAUAUGGGCAGUAACUUUUGCAUCUGUUAAGAAGACUCUGUCUCGCGUUCUUCUUUUGGUGGUCUCAAUGGGUUAUGGUGUGAUGAAGCCAACUCUUGGUGGCAUAACCUCAAGAGUACUUCUGCUUAGUUUUGUCUAUUUUGUUGCAACGGAGGCACUUGAACUUGUUGAGCAUUUGGGAAACAUUAAUGACUUUUCUGGAAAUGCCAAGUUAUUCUUGGUGCUUCCUGUUGUUUUUCUGGAUGUGUGCUUCAUCCUGUGGAUAUUCUCAUCAUUGUCAAAAACUUUAGAGAAACUUCAGAUUAAGAGAAAUAUUGCUAAGUUGGAGCUUUACCGGAAAUUUACUAAUGCCCUGGCAGCAUCUGUGCUACUCUCUAUAGCGUGGAUUGGUUUCGAGUUAUACUUCAAUGCAACUGACCCACUAAGCGAGCUGUGGCAAAUUGCUUGGAUCAUUCCAGCUUUCUGGAAUAUGCUUGCAUACUUUCUUUUGGUAGUAAUAUGUGUGCUCUGGGCUCCAUCCUGUAAUCCAACUAGAUAUGCAUACUCUGAAGAGAUGGGAGAGGAGUUCGAUGAAGAGGGUAUCUCACUUACUGGCAGUGGGACAAAAUUGACAGGCGACACCGAAAGAAAGGAUCAUGUCUAUGGGCUCGGGGAAGAUCUUGAAGAAGACAAGCGAGAAUAAUUGAAAAUC